This is a messenger RNA of Archocentrus centrarchus (flier cichlid), 5035 nucleotides long. RefSeq names its product eph receptor A2 b (gene epha2b). The coding region runs from base 52 to 3015 and encodes 987 amino acids. NCBI's taxonomy places the organism in Eukaryota, Metazoa, Chordata, Actinopteri, Cichliformes, Cichlidae. The transcript is spliced from 17 exons. Gene Ontology annotation, biological process: axon guidance; protein phosphorylation; ephrin receptor signaling pathway. Gene Ontology annotation, cellular component: dendrite; plasma membrane. Gene Ontology annotation, molecular function: protein binding; transmembrane-ephrin receptor activity; ATP binding. The record is from RefSeq and is a predicted model, not a curated record.
GAGUCCCAGCCAAGCCCAGGAGCGAAGAGAGAAGAAGGAAAAGUUUUCUAAAUGGAUUUCUUUGGUGGAAUCAGACGUUAUUUAUUUUCAUAUGUGCUUCUCAAUGGCAUAUUCAUAACAUUACAAACCAAAGAAGAGGUGCUUUUGGACAUGAGGGCAUCAGGAGAUGAACUGGGCUGGCUGACUUGGCCCUUAGAUCAGGGAGAGAAGACUGGGUGGGAGGUCGUCCAGAGGACUCUGAAUGGCUCUCAGUUCUAUACCUACUCCGUCUGCAACGUUGAGGAACGUGAGCAGGACAACUGGCUGCGCACCACCUUCAUCCAGCGGCAUCCACUGGCCUCGCGGGUUUUUGUGGAACUUAAGUUUAUUGUACGUGACUGCAACUCUUUUGAUGGAGCCUCAUUAAUCUGCAAGGAAACCUUCAACCUCUACACAUCUGAGUCGGACGCAGACGUGGGCACCACCUUCCGCAAGAGCCAGUUUAAGAAAGUGGCCACCAUAGCUCCAGAUGAGAUCACCAGCAAAAAUGAAAUGCACAUCAACACAGAGACGCGAGUGGUAGACAGCCUGUCUCGAAAAGGCUUCUACUUGGCCUUUCAAGACAUCGGAGCCUGCAUGGCUCUUCUCUCUGUCAGGGUCUACUACAAAACCUGCCCGAGCACAGUGCAGAAUCUCGCAAUAUUCCCUGAGACAGUGGCUGGAGGUGAGAACCAGCCGCUUACGGAAGUGAGUGGGGUGUGCGUGGAAAAUGCUGUCAGUGAGGAGUUACCUCGCAUCUACUGCACUGAGGAAGGCAAGUGGGCGGUGCAGGUUGGACAGUGCCAAUGCAAACCCGGCUUUGAAGAAGUUAAAGACACAUGUCAAAAAUGUCAGCCUGGCUUCUUUAAAGCUGAGGCAUCGAGCGAUGGGUGUAAGCCGUGUCCUGCCAACACUAAGAUGAUGGAAGCGGGUGCUUUGCUUUGUCCCUGCAUGGAUGGCUUUUACCGGGCUCUAACUGACCCCCCUACUGGUGCCUGCUCAGGCCCCCCCUCUGCCCCUCAAGAUCUUGUGGCCAUCCCUCAGCUGUCUGUGGGAAAACUCCUCCUCUCCUGGAGCCCCCCUGAAGACACUGGAGGUCGAACUGACAUCACCUACAAUGUUGAAUGUCAGCGCUGUGAGGGAACUGUGUGCCAGCCCUGUGGAGAGAGAGUCCGCUAUGAGCCGGGCAGCGUGAAGCUGACUGAGGCCCAGGUGUCAGUGAGCGAGCUGGAAGCUCACCUGAACUACACCUUCACCGUGGAGUCACACAGCGGCGUGUCGCUCUUGGCCAGUGAGGCUUAUAGGCCACCAUCCGGGAGCAAUGUGACUAUAUUUCUGCACCACACAGAUCCCCCCCAAAUUACCACAAUGCGACUGGUUGGAAGGACCUCCACCACCCUGUCUCUUUCCUGGGACGUAUCCCCUCGACCGCGUGCCUCACACCGGCACCUCCGCUAUAAACUAACUUACCACAAGAAGGAUGAUAACCUUGAUAAGACCACCUACACUGUGCUCACGCUCGACAAGAACUCUGCACAGAUAAAAGAUCUGGCCCCAGGCACAGCCUACCAAUUCAGAGUGCAGGCCCUCGGCAGUGACGACAACUCUGAAGGCUCCAGAAUGGAGGAACAGUUCGAGACCUUGUCUGAAGGACACAUGCCUCAGAACUACACAAUUUUAUUAUUGGUGACAGUUGGGGUCGCAGUGGUCUUGAUCAUAGUGUUCGUGUUCCUCUUCCUCCGCAGACGGAAAGGGAACUCUCACACCAGGCAAGGACCAGAGGACACAUACUUCUCCAGCCCAGAACAGUUAAAGCCUCUGAAGACCUACGUAGAUCCGCAUACAUACGAAGACCCGAACGUAGCCGUCCUCAAGUUUGCCACUGAAAUCCACCCCAGCCACAUAACCAAACAGAAAGUCAUUGGAGCUGGAGAGUUCGGUGAGGUGUACCGUGGCAUUCUGAAGGCACCGGGGAGGAAGGAGGUGGCGGUGGCCAUCAAGACGCUGAAGCCUGGCUACACAGAGAAACAGAGGCAGGAUUUUCUGAGUGAGGCCUCCAUCAUGGGCCAGUUCUCCCACCAGAACAUCAUUCGCCUGGAGGGGGUGGUUACCAAAUUUAAACAUGCAAUGAUUGUGACUGAGUACAUGGAGAAUGGAGCACUGGACAGGUACCUCAGGGACCAUGACGGCGAGUUUUCCUCCUCCCAGCUGGUGGGCAUGCUGCGUGGCAUCGCCGCAGGCAUGAAGUACCUCUCUGACAUGAGCUACGUCCAUCGAGACCUGGCUGCCCGUAACAUCCUUGUCAACAACAAUCUGGAGUGCAAAGUGUCUGACUUCGGCCUGUCUCGAGUUCUGGAGGACGAUCCUGAGGGGACGUACACCACAAGUGGAGGUAAAAUUCCCAUUCGUUGGACAGCUCCAGAGGCGAUAGCGUACAGGAAGUUCACCUCAGCAAGUGACGUGUGGAGUUUUGGCAUUGUCAUGUGGGAGGUGAUGGCUUUUGGAGAAAGACCUUACUGGGACAUGAGUAACCAUGAGGUGAUGAAGGCCAUCAAUGAAGCUUUCAGGCUUCCAGCUCCUAUGGACUGUCCCUCAGCCGUUUACCAGCUGAUGUUGCAGUGCUGGCUCCAGGAUCGCUCCAAAAGGCCACGCUUUGGAGACAUAGUCAGCCUACUGGACAAGCUGCUGCGGAGCCCAGAGUCCCUGAAGACCAUUGCAGACUUUGACCCACGAGUAUCCAUCCGCCUGCCCAGCACCAGUGGCUCAGAUGGCUCUCCCUUCAGGUCGGUGUCUGAAUGGCUGGAGUCCAUCAAGAUGAGCCAGUACAGUGAGAACUUCACCUGCGCUGGGAUUGUCACCAUGGACCAGGUCCUGCAGAUGAAGACUGAGGAUAUUAAGAACAUCGGAGUGAGGCUGCCUGGACAUUUGAAAAGAAUUGCCUACAGCAUCUUGGGUUUAAAGGACCAGACCAGCACACUGAGCGUGUUUGCAGUGUGAUCCUUACAAUGAAGGGAUUUCAAAUCAGGCACUGCAGCAGGCAGCCCUUUGAACUCUAAACUGAGCUGGAGCACUACUGCAGGGAUGGCUUUGGAUCAACAGAAUCAAGAGAACUGUGCCAUCCUUUCAGGCUGACUGAGACGAGCUUGCUGUACAUUUUUUUGAUUUCUUCAUCUUAUCCACGGGAAAUGGAGCAAAUACACAACCGCAACUAUAUCAAGUAGACUGUAUAUUUAAAUAUCUAUUUUUUUAUUAUCCAUGAUUUCUCUACAGAUACAAUUUAUUGCUCUUACAUGAAACCUUUUUUCCAUUCCCCGGUUCAUGAAACAGUCCACUCCUUGGAAUGGCUUCAGCUUUACAAAAUUGUGCCUUGAGCUUGUCGUAUCCAGCAUCAAACAAACGAGCAAAGCACAGCCAAGUGCGACCAGCCUUUGUUGUGACUGUGGUUGGCAGUGAUAUCGCAAAAUCUUCCUUUAAUUGGCACCUUGCUCCAUUUCCUGUGUUAGGCCAGUGAGGAGGAGCGCUGCAAUGAGCUUGAGCUGGCCCAGAGUUAAAGACACGGUGUUGCCUUGGUAUAUAAACACAGAUGGACAUGAUGUUUUUACUGGCCUUCUUCUGGCUCGGUGCAGAAAUUAAGCUAUAAUCUUAUAAGUGAUGUUUAUAUGAAAAAGAGAGGACAUUUGUGAGGUACUGUGUGUACAGAAUCUUUUUUUUUUUUUUUCCCUCUUAGUUUUUGGUUACCAAAAGCAUUGGGAACAAGAAUCAAAAAUGUAGCACUUGGAUCUAGAAUCAGAAUAUUCGUUUGUCUCGGAAUAGCAAUAAAAAGGGAAACUACACUCCACAGUUUCACUCCGAGGUUUUUGUUGGAAUGCCGUACAUUUGUUUGUAGUGUACCGGCGAUGAAGAGGGAUGUUAGAAAAGAAAAAAAAAAAAUGCCCUCGGAAGAAAAAAAAAAAAAGGAUUAAAUAAUAAGUGGUUGUAGUUUAGACAAUUUCACACUAAAAUAAUAGUUUGGUUUGCAAUUUCAGUGUCUCCUGUAGUUUUGUAAAAGCUUUACAGACGUUCAUUCAUAUUUUUGUUGGUUUGUGUAACAUGUCGACUGGAUAAAUAUGAAUUGGCAGUUGCUUGACUUCAGACUUUUAAAGACAUUUUUAAGUGCCUCUUUAUAGAAGGUUAGCGAGAGCUUGCUUCUGUCUGUAUUAAAGAAGCAGCUCUAUAAUGUAGUGAGUAGCGUGUAGUGUGCCCCAGUGCUCUUAAUUGAUGACUGCAAUUCAUUGUGUUACUGAUGUAAACCUUCCUUUACUUGAAUUUUUAAUGUAUUUUCAAAGUGUAUCUAUGAUUCAGUUGUAGCAGAUAGACCCAUCUUUGGAAAAGGGAUUUUUUUUUUGUAUUACUCUGCUUUAUUGGUUGCAGUUUUGUAUAUUUUUUAUGAUUUCACUAUUUACCAUAUUGCCAAACGGAUUAUUUUUCUAAGUUCCAAUCACUUUCCAAAGAGACUUCUCCUACUUCUGCUUUCUUCCUUCAUCAAAGAGCAAACUCCCUGCUUUGCAAAUUCCUUCCUUUGUGCCUGUUGUUUUAUACUGUAUUUAAAAGUGUAUUUAUUUUGAACUUUUAUUUAUUUAUCCUGAUAAACACUGAGCUGGGUUUAUAAUUGGAGCUUGCUCUCUCAUUCUCAGUAAUGAUGAUGAUAAUAAAAAAAAAAAAAAAGGUUGUAAUGUUCCUCUUUUCAUUCCUGAUUUCUUCUUACCUGAUAUUGCCUUUGUUGCAUUUGUGGAGCAAUAAAGUCUUAAACUGCAUUUGGCAAAAAGACUGUUGUAUGAUUGACAUAAAAAUUAGCAAAUGAAUGUAUACUUUAAAGGCUGUCUCAAUGUUUUUGCACCCACCUGCGCAUGCUUAUUGUGCCUUUGGCUGUUUUAAUAAUAAACUGUAAUCAACAUCCAAAUCCUCGACUAGCUCCAAGAAAACGGAUUACCCGGCUGAUCCUGAUAAUAAAACUCGCCUUGAAGACCUGAAAAAUUAA